AUGGAUAGUUUAUAUACCAACUUUUUACGUUUCCCCACCUUGAUUCAUGCCAAUUCUAAGCCCUCUCAUUAUCAAAACGAAAUGAAUUGGAGGUUUUACAACAAGGACUUAAAAUUACAUACUGGAUAUGCGGAUUUUAGAUACGGUGCAUUCGUUCCUCGAUGGAAAGUUCAAAAUUUCUUGACUCAAUUGGGUAAAAGUGGUCAAAGUAAAGAUAACAUUAGACAAGCCGAACACUAUUUUUCCAUCUGGAUGAACCAGUUCCCUUGGUUACUCAGUAAUCCUCCUCAUACCGCCAAUGGUUAUGAUGCCAUUCGUCAUUUACAACGCACUUUGACUGCAGAUACUUCUAGCUCACCUCAAGAUUACUUUGAAAGAGAAUCGGAACCACCUGUACUUCAACACCGGGAUGUACGUUCUUCUUGUUCCAAUGAUCGAUGCUUGUUUAUGACCAACAUGGAUCCCUUUGUUAGACCCGAACAAAUCCCUUUUGAUUAUCAAAAUAUUACCUCCAUCCCGCGUCUAGAAAACGCAUAUAAUGCAUUAUCCAAUGUACCACCUACCUUUGAGUGGGACGAGCAUUCGUAUCACAGAGUUGUGGAUAAUGAUCCCAAUACCUGCUGGAACACCAUCACAGGUCCCAAGAAGGGCGAUUAUUUUGGCUUGAUGCUGGUGGGAGCCACACGCACGGACAAGAUCACGAUCCUGACCCCCACGGCAAAUGAGAUAAAAAGACCCGAAAAGCAAUUAUCCGUUUCUGUGUUGACAAGUGAGAGUCAAUGGAUCCAAUGUAAAUCCACACUUUUACCACCAGCCGCCACCACAGGACGUAUUUCUUUAGGCUUAAAUUGUGGUAACGUAAAAUAUUUUAGAGCCAUCAAAGUGACCUUUACAAAAUCAUUGCAAAUACCUUUUGAAAUUUGUGGUUUGUCCUUGGAUCACUUGUCUGUAUAA
This is a messenger RNA of Mucor mucedo, 954 nucleotides long. RefSeq lists its product as uncharacterized. The transcript is spliced from 4 exons. Lineage: Eukaryota; Fungi; Mucoromycota; Mucoromycetes; Mucorales; Mucoraceae. The record is from RefSeq and is a predicted model, not a curated record. The coding region runs from base 1 to 954 and encodes 317 amino acids.